AUGGCAACUAUUAAGCCCAGUUUGAAAGUGCUGAAAAAGCGUCGUUCCAGUCUGUUUGCAAGCGUAAAGCGGGAUAUUAGCUUUAACCAAAGCACUGAAGAGGACGAUUUGGAAUUCCCUUUUUCACAGGACAGCUCAGUAAAACCUUGGACUUCAAUGGACAACCUUGAAAGCUGUGACGAGAUAAAACAUAAGGCCAAAGAUGCACCAAAUCCAAUUAAAUCAAACAUUGUCAAACUUAAUGUCGGUGGAAAAGUGUUUCACAUUCCCAAACAUUUGGUCCUCCGAUACCCCAAAACACGAAUAGGAGUCCUUGCUCUUUGUGAUGAUCCAGCAAAGCGACUGACACUCUGUGAUGAUUACAACGUAAAGAGCAAUGAGUUCUUUUUUGACAGGGACCCAAUGUUUUUCCAUUAUAUAUUUCAUUUCUACUGCAGCAAUGUCCUUUGGGUGAUGGACAGUCUCUGUCCUGUCAACUUUGAGGAAGAGAUGUUCUUCUGGGGGCUUAAAUUGAAGGACACACCUAGGUGCUGCCGCAUUCUGUUUGAGGAGAAACUGGAUGAAAUAAAAGAUCAACUGAAGGUUAACCAGGAGCUCAUUGAAGAGAUUAAACCUCAUCAAGAUGACGAAUGUUACAAGUCCAUGUUUCUUGGAGACUUUCGUAAAGCCCUGUGGGACCUGAUGGAGAAUCCUUACUCUUCUCUGUCAGCCAAAGCCUUUGCUGUGUUCUCAAGUCUCUUUGUUCUUAUCUCUAUUGUUGCCAUGACGCUUAAUACAGUCAAAGAACUGAGGGAGUACAAACUUGCAGGCAAAACCUAUAUGGAGUGGGUGGAGGUUGCCUCCAUUCUUUUCUUCACUUUGGAAUAUUUCUUGCGGCUCUUCACCACAUCCAAUAUAAAACAUUUUGUCAAAAGUGCUCUCAACUUUGUUGAUUUAGUGGCUGUUAUGCCCUAUUUCAUCCAAAUCAUGUUUGAGACAUUUGUUAUAGAUUCUGAAGAUGCAAGUGCACAGGAAGAUCUGAAGGCUAUGUCAAGAGUCAGUAAAGUCAGCAAAGUGCUCAAAGUGGUCAAGCUGAUGCGUAUCUUUCGUAUCUUAAAGCUUGCCCGGCACUCCACAGGAAUGAGAGCAUUUGGUUUCACCAUCCGGCAGUGUUCUGAGCAGGUGUGCUGCCUUUUUCUGUUCAUUGCCAUGGGAAUUUUUACCUUCUCUGCCCUUAUGCAUUCUGUGGAGGUGGAUCAGCCUGGAACACCAUUUAGCAGCAUACCAGAUGCCUGGUGGUGGGCAGCGGUGAGCAUCUCCACCGUUGGCUACGGGGAUGUUGUUCCGAUCUCAUACCUUGGUCGCUGUGUUGCAUUUGGCUGCAUCUCUUUUGGCAUCAUCCUCAACGGCAUGCCAAUCUCAAUUCUUUUCAACAAGUUCUCUGAUUACUAUGCAAAACUAAAGGAGCAGGAAUACACUUGUUCAAACUUUGUCCGCACCUUCCAGCUCAAGAAACGUCUGAGGCGUAAAUUUGAUAACUGCUUUGAACCUCAGCCAGAAGAUUCUGAUGAUGAGAUACAUUAUCGACCUAGUGGAAGACAAAAUGACCAUGAAAGAGAAGGCUGA
Messenger RNA from Menidia menidia (Atlantic silverside), 1605 nucleotides. NCBI's taxonomy places the organism in Eukaryota, Metazoa, Chordata, Actinopteri, Atheriniformes, Atherinopsidae. The record is from the annotation of a GenBank genome assembly.